Molecule: messenger RNA, 1126 nt
Organism: Chinchilla lanigera (long-tailed chinchilla)
Lineage: Eukaryota; Metazoa; Chordata; Mammalia; Rodentia; Chinchillidae
Exons: 2
Coding region: 148-936 (262 amino acids)
Source: RefSeq, a predicted model, not a curated record
UGCUGUACACAGUGGUCCUACCCCUGAGGCCUCACUCCCGUUUCUGAGGCCUCACUCUGUCCUGUAAUAACCCCAGGGCUGGAGAGAGCUGGAGGACUGAGUUUGCAGAAGUUUUCUGACAUCCCCAUAGCAACCCUGUGUGAGGUCAUGCACAGAGGCUUAGCACAUUCUUGUGCCCAAUCAGCAGGCCUCCCUAUGCUCUUCACCAGUGUCCAGGCCAACAGGGCAGGACAGGAGAAGGGCUGGGGCCAGCAUGGAAGGCGGCAGAGGCACCAUAGCCGUGCCAUGGGGCCAGCAACCCUGGCUCUGCCUGGCUUCUACCGGAUGAUUUGUAUCCUAGCGGGGUGGCCUGAGCAGCUCAUUGCUUCUGCAGGCCUCAGUACCCUCAUCUGUGAAACGAGGACGGAAAAAUCCCUCCUUCGUGGGCUCUCAAGGACACUAAAUGACAAGGUGAGGGUGCCCAUAAAGGACCUGGCACAGGGCACACAGUCGCGACCCCUGGGCACUGCUCCCCAUCUUCUUCCAGGAGUGGCUACUCCAGCUCUGGGGCAAUCAAGGGCUCUGAGGCUCCAGUAUGGAGAGAGAGUAAUGUGUUCCCAGGGUAGUGAGAACUCGAGCUGCCCCAUCAGAGAGGGGGGAACCAAGCCCAGGCCUGAUUGCAUCCCUGGAGAACCCAACCUCAGUGCUCUGAGGCGCAACCGGCCCAUGAACCCGGUCAGUGGCUACCAGCUCUGCCUGCAGUCACGGGACCCUGCUAGAAUCACGGGGAGCUUCCAGCGGUGCCCAGCCCCACUCCCAGGAGGUUGUCUGUUGCAGUUGUCUGAGCUGGAGCUGGGGCAGCUUUCCUUUUCUACAGUACUCGGCACUGAGCUAAAUCCCCAGCCCUUUUUGAGACAGGAUCGCACUAAGUUUCCCAGGCUUGGCUCAAAUUUAUGACCCUCCUACCUCAGCCUCUGAGUGCUGGGCUUACAGGGUUGGGGCACUAGGUCUGAAAGCUCCUCAGGUGAUUCUCAUGUGUAGCCAGGGCUGAGCCACUGGACAAAUGCUGCCAUCUUGGUGGCUCUGUGAGAAGCAGCAGUGAUGAAGAGGGAGGACCCGGACCUUGGUAACACAUGGGCUACACGCA